Molecule: messenger RNA, 1852 nt
Organism: Spinacia oleracea (spinach)
Lineage: Eukaryota; Viridiplantae; Streptophyta; Magnoliopsida; Caryophyllales; Amaranthaceae
Exons: 5
Coding region: 270-1679 (469 amino acids)
Source: RefSeq, a predicted model, not a curated record
UCAUAGAAAUAGAUGACCCAUUUGAGGGGCCCAAACCUUGUUCUCCUUUUUGAAGGAAAAUAAUACAGUAAGAAAAAGGACGUUAGGACUUAGGAGGUCCCGCCACUGUGGAGACCAUUGCAUUCUGCAACGGCUACUUCCAUUUUCACAUAGCCGUUGAAGUUGCGAACGGAAAUUCAAAAUUGUGAUUAACAACUUCACCAAAAAGCAAUCAUACAAAAACGUUUCUCCGCCACCAAAAAGCUCAGAAUCUGAAAAUACAGUUGAAAAUGGUAUACACAUAUACACCAGCAUACUAUUCGUCUUUCCAGGAUUCAAUCAGUUCAAUCUGCAAAUCAAUUCUUCCAUUCUCUUCAAAGAAGAGAAAAUUAAUUGCAGCUGAACAGAAGCUGUCCAAACAGCAAUCUGAUAACCUCAAAUGGCAGCAGAAUUCAUUCCAUCAGAUCCUUAAUUUAAUGGGUCUUCAUAAAGAAGGGAUUAUGCCAGAAUCCGAGGUCUCCGCUCUCAGAACUCACCUCCUUGAUACCCUCAUUGCAUCCAAGGGACCCCACUAUGACCCUCCCCCGAUUCUGAGGGAUAAGCUCCUCUUUCUCCAGGAGCUUCUGUAUGCAAAAUGCAUUUCUGCAGAGGAGUAUCAUGCAUCAAAAAGGCCAUUGCUUCAGAGAUUAGCAGUACAAGGAGCUGAACUCGAGGCUAGAGACGUGAUCGUUGGAGAACGCCGGAAAGAAACUGAUAAUUCCGAGGAAGAGGAGUGGUCAGUGAUCGAUUUGAAGGACGAACAGAGUUUGAUCAACAAGGAUAAAUCAAGGUCCAAAAACAAAUCUAAGUCAACGGUGAAACAAAUCAAAGAGGCAGCCUCUGUUUUGGGGUUUGGGUCAUCUUUUCAGAAACUGGGAAAAAAUAAAGAGCAGAAGAGCAUAUUUGAUCAAUUACCAGUUGAUAAUAAUAACAAUGAAAAUGAGCAAGUUGAUGAAAACCCAUUUUGGAAUGACACUACUCACAAUGAAACUGAAAGUGAAACAAAGUCUAUUCUUAUGUCAGCAUCAGAGUCUGAUCAAAUUGGCAAGGAAAAAGGGAAGAAGCCUGCAUUUCGAGGUCUGUUCCAGGCCGAUAAAUCGGAGGAAAAAGACUCAAAAUGCACAAAGAGGCAAUGGGGGUUUGAUGGGUUUAAGAGAUGGAAGAAGAGUAAUGUGGAAGAUGAAACCACUUCUUUGCCUCUAAGUGAGAGAUCAACUGAUCAAGGACCUUAUAUCCAAGGUCCUGAUGCUAAACACAUCAAAACCAAGAUUCUUUCUCAGGGUUCUUCAUCUGGUUUUUACAUUGAUAAGGUUGUAGGAGAUAACAUAAAGAAGGAGCUGUGGCGAAUUCAAACAGAACUGUCUAGCACAAAUCCAAACUUCCAUUUUUCGAAUGAUGAAAUGGAUGCUAUAUCCACAAAGCUCCCAGUUGACAAGUCUGAUCUUAAGCAGUUCUUUCCCAAUUCUUGGUGCGAAAGAUAUGGUGAUGUGGUGUUGGAUGUUGUGAAGAAGGAAUUCAAAGAUCAUGUUGGAGAGAUGGAAAGUAUGCGUAACGCUACCUGGGAGAGGAGGUGCACCAGUUCAAAGAGGUGGACAACUUUCGAGGAUGAUGAAAAUUGCAAUCCUAAUCCUGCAAAUCAUAAAACAAACUCCAUUUUCUAAUUCAAUAUCUACAAGGGUUAAUCUGUAUAACUCUAUCCUAUUAGUAAAAUGUAUAUCCAACAGUUUUAUGGUAAUCCAUUGUUGUCUUGCCUGAAGCCCUAGUUAGAAGGGUUUCCAAAUAUGUAAUAUUCCAGAUCGAAUAUAUAAUUAAAAAGUUAUUCCAGAAGAAAAAA